Ceutorhynchus assimilis (cabbage seed weevil) is the source of this 1560-nucleotide messenger RNA. The record is from the annotation of a GenBank genome assembly. NCBI's taxonomy places the organism in Eukaryota, Metazoa, Arthropoda, Insecta, Coleoptera, Curculionidae.
AUGCCAGAAACACGCAGAGGACAAGCAGAAAUCGAACCCUAUAGGCUUUCAGAAAUCUCUUCCCUGAUUCCCGAAUUCGAUGGAGAUCAAAUUUCAUUAGGUACCUUUCUAAAUGCUUGUGAUUGUGCAAAUGAUAUGACUGUGGGAAAUCAAAAAGUUUUUUUAGUCAUAAAAACUGAAAUCAAACGUCUGCUUAAUCUUCACUUCGGAGAUUCCAGAGAUCUCUCCUCUUUAAUACAGGACCUUCAACGCCUCAAGCAAUUACAAGGCGAAUCCCCUCUUACAUUCUUCAACAGAUUACAAGUGUUGAAUACCAAAAUGCACGCUUUUAUACAAAAGUCAUCCACUCUCAAUAAUGAUCAGAAAAUAGCCCAAUGCACCUUAAUUGAAGCCAUGGCCCUUAAUAAUCGUCUUACUGGAAUGGAGCCACGCCUUGGACAAAUAAUUCGUGCUGGAGAUCUCAAAGACCUCCCAGACGCCCAUGCCCGAAUUAGACGAGAGCUGCAAUUAUCCUAUUUCGAAACCCAGAAAUCCAUCAAACCAGUAAAUGCUGUUAAGCGAGAAAAUAAUACAUACAAGGGCUCCUUCUCAAGGUACAAAAUGCUACACUUGUGGACGAACUGGACAUAUAAUAAUUCGUACAUUGAAAGAGAAGGACAGCAAACCCAAGCUACUAAUUCAAACAAUGCCCAACAACCCCAGACCCAGUUCAGACCCUCUAAUGCAACUCAGCCAUUUCAAGGGCAAACGCGACAUUCAGUAAUCCACAAAGGCCCUAACUAUCAGCAAAACCAACGAAAACAUUAUAUGAACUUUAACUCCCAAUAUUACGAAAACCCCCAAUACUCUGAGGAUAACUCCUACGAAUAUUAUCCAGAAAACUCCCAAGAAUCAUUUAAAGAAUCGUUACAGUAUGGUUACGAUUAUAAUCAAUAUGACCCUAAUAAUCCAGUCACACAGCUUGAUACUGCUGAUUAUCAAAAUAUUCUAAGUGAUCGAGCAACCAACCACGUUGCAGGAAAUCCAGGAUCAAAUCCAGACCUUGAACCUCGACAAUAUGGAUCCCAAUCUAAACUUUCCGGAGCAAAACUUUCUCUAAGUCCAUUGCUAAGCGUAAAUUCAAAAAACCUCUUUUAUAUUAAGGACGCCUCAAACAAGCUCAGAUGCAACCUAACAAACACAGAUGCCAUCCUUUCAGCACAAAAAAAGGAAAAAGUUAGAAUUCCACACGCAUUAGUCCAUGUAAACAACAAAGGGGAAUUUUUCACGUCAAUCCUCAAUGCCAACGUCAUUCCCGAAAUUGUGAAUUUCUGCAACCUACAACUAGAACCCAUGGAAAAGUCAGAAACGAUUCUGAAUUUCAAUUUUCCAGAAAACCAAAACGCAGGACCCACAGAUAGAGUACAAAUAAUUAACAACGAAUUGAAAACCGAAGAUCUUGAAUUUGAAGAAAAACAGAAGAUAACAGAACUUGGUCUAGAAUACGCAGAUAUCUUCUAUCUAGAAGGCGAUGCACUAACCUCUACCAAGGAAAUAAAGCAUAGAAACAAACAAUUCUAG